GCGCUGCACGCACUUGGACGACACGCUGAUAUAAACACCACCAUUAACCUGGCGAAAAAGCAGACGAAAUGCUGAGCUAAAAAUGUCUGGGUGGGUGUCAUUCGACGAUGAUGGAGAUGGAGAUGUACGUGGGAAAGCACCAGCCCUACAUUCAUCGAGUAAAACAAGAGAAGAUUAUGGCGUUGGCCUGGUUGUUGAGGCGGGUGCAGGUGUUAUUAGCGGGAGUUGGGUGAAGUUUGAGCAUUCAACCUCCCCGAGCACGCCCACCUCUACCGCCCAUCGGGUGGCGGAGGCCCAGGCCCAGGCCCAGCGGCCUAUGAUAUCUCAGCAUACAGGUGGGUCCAUUCACAGCAGUAUAGAUGUGAUGUCCCAGGCAUCUGAUGACCACCAUUCAGCUAUAGCAUCAUCAGUGAUAUCUUCAAGAGGAAGCUUCUCAGGAUCCCAUGACAACAUCUCCAGCUCCAGGGAGUACAUGCCAUUAGAAUCAUCGUCCUCGUCUCCCAAGCCGGGAAAUGUUACCCCUAACUCAGAAGGGUGGGUCAAGUUUGGAGACUCCAGGAAAGUUGUAAGUUCAACCCCGCUGAAGAGUGUGGUCCCAGAGAAGGGGAUCAAAGAAAACGGUAGUCUGGAUAACUCAAGAGUGUCCAGUCCUGCCCCUGUAAAUUGGGUGCAGUUUGAGGACGACCAUGAUGUGACUUUGUCCUCAACGUCCUCAAGACCAUCACCUAUCUUGUCAUCGUGUGACGACUCUAUCACUCGUGAAUCUCCAUUAGAGGAUCUCAGUGCAAGGAGCAAUAGCAGACCUCUUGAGAUCCCCAAAAAGGUCAAUCAAAAUGUUAUUCCUGGUCAUACGCAAGUGGAGAAACUGAAACAGGGAGAUGUAAGAUCAGGGAUUAACCUUAAUUCUUCCAGGACAGUUACAGCCAGUUCAACUCCUAUACACAUGUCAGACCAUGCAAAUGACUUAGAAGUGUCCAGGUUUUCUGAAGUAGCUACUGGGCCAGAGACAAAUUACGAUACAGCAACUCCAGGAAACCCCUUCAAGGCAGACAUGUUGACUCUAGAGCAGUUGGAGAAACAGAAAGCCAUGGUUGAACAGGCUUGGAGGACUGUCUCUCCCUUCAACCCUUUCCUCAACAUGGGAGGUUUACAGUUAGCAAGCACACCUGUGAAAUCUAAUGCACAGCCCAUAUGGACAACCUUUGAUGAAAAAGAUGGUGCUUCAGCAAAUACUCAGAUAGUAUCCAGCAGUCCAGGGAAUCCAUUUGCAGGCAUGGCAGCAGCUUCUAAUGUGCAUAACAGAUCUAAUAUGGCUGCGACAUUCAACCCUCAGCAGCAAGCACAGGGACAAGUGAUCUUUGCAGCUGCUGCAGCUGCACAACAAAGUGCAGCAGCAACUCAACAAAGUGUAGCAGCUUCACAACCAGCGAAGCAAGUUAUGGCAGUACAACCAUUGAUGCAGUCCAGUGGUGUUCAACCUGGAGACCAACGGACAGCAGCUAUUCUUUUACCCAGUGCCUACGCAUCUCAGCCCAUCAGUCCGAUUGGUAUGAAACCAAACCAGUGGCAGCAGCAACAACAACAACAGUUUUUCCCGUCAACAUAUUCUUCAUCGCAUCUGAACAUUCCUCCAGGCAAGCAGACAUUGGCAGCCAUUGUUUCACCUACAACAACAUCAACUACAGAAGGAAGUGAUAUGCCCGACAGUGGCAAACUACCUUUUAACACCCAGACAAGCAUCAAGUCAAAUUUGUCCUCUCCUAGGAGUGACAAGCUGUUUCAGGAUCAGUACCCUCGUGAACAUAUGGAUCUAUCAGAAGGAUGGCCUCUAAAAUUCAGAGUACCUGAUAAGAAACGAAUAGCAGGCUCGCGUACAUGGCAACCUAUCUAUGUGAGGCUUUCUGAAGGAAACAUCCUCCAGUUGUUUCACGACAGGACUAGAAAGGAACCGUUCAGGGAACUUCCCUUGCAGAGCAACUAUGAGAUAGGCCGUCCAAAUCUUCAGCAGUAUGAUGCAAAGGGUAAAAUUCAUACAGUCAAACUGCUGUACAUGUCCUACAAAGAAAAGAGGAAAGUCAGUGCCAAGGCAAUGUAUGACAAAGGAGUUAGCCUUGAAGAGCUUAUGAAGCUUGGCUCACUUGACUUUAAAGUGUACCAGAGCUUUGUGUUUACUAUCAAUGAUGCCUUGAUGAAAUUGACUCUCUACCAGGAUAGGGGUGCCCACUACCAACAGGAUAUGAUCAAAGUGGUUGUUUCUGACGAAUGCCGCUGCCUUGUCAAUGGCAAUGGAGAUGUUGUGCGGCAAUCCAUUUCUGUUGACCUUAAUGUCUUAUCUUUUCUCUCUGGGAGUCCUGACUGUGCAAUAGGCCUGAACGAUGUCCAGAUCAAAGGUUUGGAUGUUGUGGCCAGACAACACAUCAUCCCCAACAAAACAUCAGAUUGGAUCAAGAUGCAUAACGUAGAACUUCACAAAUGUGCAAAUAAAAAUGUGUUCGUGGACUCUCGAAUGAUCGAGUUUCAACCGUUGAAUGCCUGUCACUUUAGGCUCAUGCAGUUUCACAUACAGCCUUCAGAAGAAGAGGACUUACCCCUCCAGGUCAGAGCUGCUUUCUCAGGUGAAGGUACACACAUGGAACUCAGGGUGGAUCUGCUGGUACCAGCCUGCACCGGCAAGCGGAAUCCGAGCCAUUACCAGUGUGAGAACAUCCUUGUUCACAUUCCUGUCCCGGACCAUUGGGUCUCUUACUUCAGGAAACCCAAGCGGAUGGGGCAGUCCUCGAUCCAUGCAGUCAUCAAGAGGCCAGAUCUUAUCAAGAGAGGUUGCCUUAAUCCAAAGAUCCUGGAGAUCUCUGUCGGGACUGCCAAGUAUGAACAUGCCUACAGAGCUGUGAUGUGGAGGAUAGACAGACUACCAGAGAGAACCACAGGUCACCCUUCAACCUACAUUCUCAAGUGUAACCUGAACCUGAGUUCUGCAAGAGAGGUGAGCAAGACGUUCUCUCGCACCAUAGAGGUGGAGUACCACACCCCUCACACCACCGCUUCCAAGACGACUGUACGCUCCCUGGCCGUCUCCAGUGAGAAGUCUCCGGAGAAGAGGAUACGCUACAUGGCAACCUACGAGUACCAGGUGCAGAUUGAGGACAACUAUAUCCGGCAUUCUCUGGCCGAGGAUAACGAUGCGCCCGGAAGAUGUUUGCAGCAGUGAAGACCACAUUCCACUUCCCACCCGCUCCAGGACUACUGUCCCCUUCCUAGCUGUCUUCUCUUUACCCUUUUUCUAGAUGUUCCCAGUGAGAGGACAUUCUACCCAGCCUUUUACAAGUACCGGUUGCAGACUGAAGACAGCUACAUUUGCCCAGUAUAUGUCUGCAGCAGUGAAGACCACACCACUAUUACAACCCCUCAAAGACAACGGUCCAUUCUCUAGUUGACUGCCACGAAAUGAUUCAGAGCAGAUGAUACACUUAUAUCUAUCUACCCGGUGCAGAUUAAUGAUAGCUGCAUCAGAUUCAGGUACUACUAUUCUGCUCUUGUUGAUUGCGAUGUUCCCAAUACAUGUAUGCAGCUGUGAAGACUACACCAGGCUCACCAUCCCCUCCAAGACUACCGUCCUCUCCCUAGCCUUCUCAAAUAAGAAGUCCCCUGGACUACCUGAUGCAUAUCGAGGACGGCCGCACCAGGCAUGCUGCAGUCCACGAUGAUGAUACUGCUUUACCCAAUGCAUGUCUGCAAUAGUUACAACCACACCCCUUCUUACCACCCCUCCAAGACCAUUGUCUACUCUUUUGCUGCCUCCAAUGAUUCCUUUCUGCCACCUUUUUUUAGGAGAAAAGAGAAUUCCGGUCAUAUUCCAUUAAACAUUCACAAAUUUUCACCUGACCAAAACUAUUACAUCAUCAUUCCACUGUAUAUUCCAAAGUUUAUAUUCCAGUUAAAUGUAAGUUUAGGAGGAUUUUUGCAUUUUAGUGUAAAUGAUUACCAUUUGAAAUCUGUGUAGUUUUUGGGGUCAGUGUCAGUUCAGUGAUCCAAGAAUACAGGUAUGAAAAGCCAAAUUGCUAACAUUCUAUUCCAAAAAGAUGAGGUGCUCAACUCAUUUCUAAAAGUGGGUUGAUCUUCAUAUUAAAAAGAAAAAAUUGACACGGAAUAGGUGCAAGAUUGAAAGUGGUGUAUGUAUGCAUGUAGUGACCUUAUUGAUAUGUUAUGUAUGUUAGACAGACUGGCAGUUUGCUUGCUUUUCAACCAAUCUACAACUCGAUAUCAUCCCUAUUCUUUAUUUCAAUUAAUAAUAAUGUGAUAACCAACAUUACUCAGUAAAAAUUAUCAGGAAUAUAUAUAUACGAGUCAAAUUAAUUUGUAUACAUGUACAUAUAUUCCUAAGAAUAGAAUUCCCUUUCCCUCUAAAUGUAGAUUAUACGAAUAAACUUUCCAUGUCCAGUACACAUACCUGCUAACCAUGAGUGUCAAAAUGUGAGGUUUCUUUGACAGAAGCACCUUCAUAUUGAUACUAAUGUGAGAAAGUUGAAACAGGCCUACGUUAAAAAUAUAACUAUAAAUGUAGACGUAUGAUGGAAGUGUACAGUAAUGUAUGUUGCAGCGUCUGUAUUUUCUUGAAGACAUUUUUCUUAGAGAUGUUCCUUUUUAUAAAAAAUUAUACGCAAUUAUGCUCCUACAAUUUCUGCAUAGGUGUACUUACCUCAAUUUUUUUAUCUAUGGGAAGGGAGUGUGCGUUCAUGUAAUUUGGUUUUUACAGACGUGUACAUGUAUCAAUCUGAUAUGAUUAUUUACGUCUGGGGACCGACCUCUAACGUCACCAUCCGAAAAAAGUGACUUAGUUUCGAAGCGGGGUCCGUCUGAGUCAAUUUUACGCAUAAGGAUUUACGCAAACUGCCAUCUGCUGCUCACAAUGUCUCAGUGUGUUGAUAGCCGAGGCCCACAACACAUCACCAGCAUGAUGAUGCUUGCGUACAGGAACCUGAAAUUGCUCUAUGUAUGCCUUCACCCAAAGAUGGCGCAAUUAAAAAUAUAUCACAGCAACGGUAGCGUUGACGGUAAAAUAUCCUCCUUUUAAAGCAAAAUUUAGUUUUUCUUUAUUCCCUUUAGCAAUCUUGGUGCUAAGCUGUAGCUUAAAUCACUGUGUACUUUUCGAGAAUCAUUUUCACAUUCUAAUCAGCUACAGCGCCUUCUCUCAGAGGCCUAUGAGAAUUUUGAAAGCCUCACAAUCUGUAAUGCUGGAUGGAUGUCAUGGGAGUGAUUUUGAAUGAAUCCACAUUGAAGUGAUAUUGCAAUUGUCUGGAGAAAAAAAAAGGAACUGUCACUGUUUGAAAUGAAACAAUGAGACACAAGUUACUGAAUGUACUCAGUUGAUGAGACAAAUGCAAAUAGAUAUUCAUUGAAAUAUGAAAUUAGAUAAAGCAAGUGUGGGGAUGCUUUCCAGAUUUUGACUAAUAAUGAUAUUUAUUAAUAUAGUAUUCACAUAAUUAUAAGAAGUGUUAUCAUAAUGGUCUAACACCUCUAAACAUAACCUGUGUGACCAAUAGUCUGUGCAUCAUUAACUUGUGAAAUAUUGCACAUGAUUAUAACUUAUAAUUUACCACUUGUGCUGGAUUACUGACUCUAACUCAUUAAAAUUGUGCAUUUUAAGUACUAAUGGUGUAUAUUUUUUUCUUUAUACAAUUCUAAUACAUUUAUAAUGUAAUUUUUUUUAUUUAUCGUAUUAAUUGUGGUUAUAACUGUCUUUAUGUAAAUUAAUGUGUUGUCUUUGUCUGCAUCAAAUGCAUUAUGAUUCUUAUUUUUUUAAAUUUAAUCUUCAAACAGCUAUGACAAUGGUUGCUUUAAAUAAAAGUGCUGACUUUAUUUUGGUGUACCGGUAUGUUAUUUUUUGUAACGGCAACUGGUUGCUGAAGAAUUUGUGAAAGAAAAAUAGAUGUAAGUACUGAUUGGACACUAUUGACAGUGACCCCCUGAGGACUGAUAUAUAAUCUUGCUAAGUGUUACUGGAUUACUUUAACUUGGUGAUGGUAGUAGGUAUGGAGAUGUUUAUACUCAGUUGGCACUUUCAAUUUAAGUUAUUUGGCAUCAUAAUGAAAAUCAAAUAUAAAUCAUAAAUACAGAUUACCUUAAUAUGCCAGGACCCCUAAGAAGCAACACUUGCUUGUCAAUGGGGCCCCCUCAUAAGUUGAGCACUACUUUAAAUGAAAUUACAAACAAGACUGCUCUUGACUACAUUCAUGAAGCAAAGAAGCAUGGAUAUUCAUAGUUCAUUCUCUAACUAUUGAAUUAAAGUAAGGUACUUGCUUACUGUUGUAUACCUUUAUAGAAAAUAUGUAAGGUUGCUAUAUAUCAGGAAGGCAAAAUGCAUACUUUGCAACCAUUGAAAAUCAUAAUUUUGUUGCACAGAGGUACAUGUAGAGUUGUAGAUGUAGGACUAUGUCAUUAUGACAUGAAGCGGGUCAAUACCUCUGCUACAUUGAAUAGGCUUGGUAUUACUUAAAUCGUCUUGCAGAUAUUUCAAAUUACAAUGUUUAAUUAACAGACAAUACCGACUAUUAUGCAUUUUGGAUUCUAAACACGUCAUUUCGUGCCAAUCCUUUUAUUGCUAUUAUAGCUAUGUUUAUAAACUGUUCUGAUUUUGCGUGUAGAUUUCGAAAGAGAUUGUUACAGAGAACUGUUCCGAUUUUUUUCAACACCUCUGUCUUCUUAGACCUACUCCUGCACCCAGUGCAGCGGCAAGACAUGGUUAAAGAUUGUAGAGUGAAACCUGUUUAUAAAGAUCACCCAAGGAAGACAAGAAAAGUGGUCUUUAUAGGCAGGUGGUCACUAUGUAAAGGUUCCUUUAGUACAUGCUUCAAUGAGAAACAAUUUUCAAGGGAAAAAAAAGUGUGGUCUUUGUAGACAGAUGGUCACUAAAACUGGUUUGACUGUACUAUACAAAGUGUUGGUUAUUGGGCUGGUGUAUAAUGCAAAUAUUCUGUGCGUAAUCUGUUGUAUGAACUACACAUUUGUUAGCAUAACUGAGCUGGCAGACAAGUGCUGAAAGAUGAAAAAAAAUCCAUCCAUUGGCAGAAUAUUGAUGAAACAUUGUGCCAUGAAAGUCAAACAAACAUUGAUGUAGGUGUAACAAAUGGCCUUCAGAUUUCUGAGUAGACUAUAUGAUGUCAAGAUUUUCUAUUUUGAUGGAUGUCUCGUGUUUACAGAUGUAUAUUAUUUUGUGUACAUUCUGAUGUUAAGCUGAUAAUGCCUAAUAGCUGGAAUGGGUCUAUAUCGAUAGUAUGUAGAAAUGUUUGCCAAUCUGUUGAAAGUGCCUAUUUGUUCAGCCAAUAAUUACUCUUCACACCUUUGUAUCUAUUUUAAGACAUACCGGUAGCAAUAGGAACACAUAUUGCUUGCUUGGUCAUCGUCUACAAAUACAACUAUUGACAUACGUGAAAGUUUUGCAAAGGCGUUGAAACGGUUUAUGAAGGGGGUUAUUUUGUAGAAUUGUGCCUUUUAAAACAUGUAAAAGCUCAAGAAAUGUGUUUACAUGUAUGUAUGUAUGGCUUAUAUCUUUUCAAGAUUUUCUAUUCACACAGCCAAAAGUCUGCCAGUUUUAUAUGGUGAAAUAUUGCUAGAUGCCUUGCUCAAACUUGAUGCAUUUUAAAUCUUUGCUGUUUUUAAUAUAAAAUAUAUAAUAUUUUGUGUACAGUAACUUCUAAGAGAAACUACAUGUACCUUUACAAAUUGUAAAUGGGACAAAAAAUAUUUUGGUUAUAAAAAUAUGUUUAUCUUAUCAACGAAUGUAAGAUCUUUUGUAUUACUUGAUUUCAAUCAAAUAUAAAGGAAUCUUCGAAGCAGCUCUAUAAAUACAUCAUUAAAUGCUGAGUGCAAAUACUGCAAUUCCAGUGUUUUAGAUCAGAGUGUUAUGUAUGGUGCUAUUUACACACGAUAGGUCUCAAAGAGCUCUUUAGCACCAGUACCGACAACACUGAAGAACUAAUGAAUAAAUUAAAAGUGAUCAUUACGCAAUUAAAUGUAAUGUAAAUAACUUGCUAACAGUAAUCAUAGGCUAGAAGAGAAUAGUUCAUGUGAUACUGAUGAUGAUGAUUCACAGCAUUUGUAUGGCACCAUAUAUCUGUUUCAAAAAACAUUCAAAGGCGCGAGCUCCUCAAAUAAAGUUAGCAUUUAAAUGUCUGAAGGAAAAUGUGAAUUUUGAGUGAAGCUUUGAAGUCGAAAUGUUCAAGCAAUAUUGCCUUGAAAAUAAGAGUUAAAAAAAUGUUAUGGCACUCAGUACUGCUGGCUGCAUUGCUAAAUUUCAUUUCGGUGUCUUUUUUUAUUGUAUUCAUUGAAAUAAUUUUCUAUUGUGCAGAGUAAAGUACAUGUAGUUACCGGUAGUAUUAAAAAUUAGGUGGAGUACAUAGUUAUUUUGAAAUAAAUUAUACUAUUUUCUUCGGUGCUGGGGAACUCAUCGUCAUUUCCAGAUAAUCUAUUCCAGAUAUUGUACACAGUUUUGUGAAUAAAUUAUAUUGCUAUUAAAUCAGAACGUAUAUAGUUA
Messenger RNA from Strongylocentrotus purpuratus (purple sea urchin), 8530 nucleotides. Its product is annotated as stonin-2. The transcript is spliced from 5 exons. Gene Ontology annotation, biological process: regulation of endocytosis; clathrin-dependent endocytosis; synaptic vesicle endocytosis. Gene Ontology annotation, cellular component: AP-2 adaptor complex; synaptic vesicle. Bases 83 to 3208 code for a protein of 1041 amino acids. Gene Ontology annotation, molecular function: clathrin-cargo adaptor activity. NCBI's taxonomy places the organism in Eukaryota, Metazoa, Echinodermata, Echinoidea, Camarodonta, Strongylocentrotidae. The record is from RefSeq and is a predicted model, not a curated record.